AUGUCAACUACCGAUGUCACCGUUCUCAUACCUGGAAACGGUCAACAAACCGAACGCCCUAAUCCUCACACGCAACAUUCGUUAUCACGAGCGGAAAUUGUUCAUGGAGUAGCGAACCGCAUCAUUUACUCAAGAUUUUAUUCAUGGCUGUAUUUAGGAAUGGCUUUACUAAGUAUUGUUCCUAUUGUACUGUCUUUGACAGAAGAAUGUCAAACUGUAGGUUUCAUUGUACUUGAAGUUAUAAUCAACACAGUCAUGAUAGCGGAAGUAAUAACUCGAUUUCUAGCUUUAGGAAAGCUAUUCUGGAAAUCGAUAUUCAACAUAGCUGACAUAAUUCUUGUUUUUCUAUGUGUAACCACCUUAAUCUUUUUGUUGAAAGGAGGCUGUUCACACAAAGGAGAGGAGGUAUUUGAUCUGGUCCUAUUAAUUGCUAGAAACCUGAUACAGUUUGGAAGAAUAAUUUUGAUGUUGAGAAAGAAUAAGAAAAAUAGGAAGGCACGAAAUGCAACGGUCAAUUUCGAUAACAUUAGGGAGUCAAGCGUUUCAAUGGAUAUUGAUUCGUUGUCCAAUAGGGCAUUUCUAAUAACUGAUGAGGAAGAUGACUUUUUAUAA
Messenger RNA from Acaulospora morrowiae, 612 nucleotides. The record is from the annotation of a GenBank genome assembly. NCBI's taxonomy places the organism in Eukaryota, Fungi, Glomeromycota, Glomeromycetes, Diversisporales, Acaulosporaceae.